This is a messenger RNA of Neopelma chrysocephalum (saffron-crested tyrant-manakin), 3485 nucleotides long. RefSeq names its product ubiquitin like modifier activating enzyme 6 (gene UBA6). The record is from RefSeq and is a predicted model, not a curated record. The coding region runs from base 270 to 3335 and encodes 1021 amino acids. Gene Ontology annotation, cellular component: SUMO activating enzyme complex; cytoplasm. NCBI's taxonomy places the organism in Eukaryota, Metazoa, Chordata, Aves, Passeriformes, Pipridae. The transcript is spliced from 34 exons. Gene Ontology annotation, biological process: protein sumoylation. Gene Ontology annotation, molecular function: SUMO activating enzyme activity.
CGGCGCAGGCGGGGAAGCGCCGCGGCACCGGCGCCGCCGCUUCCCACCCCUUUCCUGCCUCUUCCCCCGCCGCCGCCGGCCGCGCUCGGGCCUGGAUCUCCGCGCUCGGCCGCCGCGGGGGAGCCUGCAUCGGCUGGGAUCGACCGCUGGAAUCUCUGGAUAGGUGGGAUGAGUCCAGGCCUCCCUGCCAUCCCAGCGUGCUGAACAACAAGUAGUUACCACUGCUUCAACCUGGCACUGAUUGGAGUGUAAACGAAUCACAUUGCAUCAUGGCAGCAGACUCUAUGGAAAUUGAUGAUGCUUUGUACAGUCGUCAGAGGUAUGUUCUUGGAGACACAGCAAUGCAGAAGAUGGCUCAGUCCCAUGUAUUCCUGAGUGGUAUAGGUGGUCUUGGUGUGGAGAUUGCCAAAAAUAUCAUUCUGGCUGGGGUAAAGGCUCUUACAGUUCAUGACACUAAGCACUGCACUAAAUGGGAUUUGGGGAUCAACUUCUUCAUCCACGAAGAUGAUGUUACCAAUCAAAGGAACAGGGCUGAGGCCACACUUCAUCAUAUUGCAGAACUCAAUCCAUAUGUCCAUGUAGCGGCAUCAACUGUGCCACUAGAUGAAACCACAGAUCUGUCUUUUCUGAAGCAGUACCAGUGUGUCAUAUUGACUGAAGUAAGUCUGUUGCUGCAGAAGAAGAUUAAUGACUUCUGUCAUGCUCAGCAGCCACCUAUCAAGUUUAUCAGUGCAGAUGUAUAUGGAGUAUGUUCACGUUUGUUUUGUGACUUUGGUGAUGAAUUUGAAGUGCUGGAUACAACGGGAGAAGAGCCAAAGGAGAUCUUCAUUUCAAAUAUAACACAGUCAAAUCCUGGUAUUGUCACUUGCCUUGAAAAUCAUCCACACAGGCUUGAAACAGGACAGUUCUUAACCUUUCGGGAAGUUAAUGGAAUGUCAUGCUUAAAUGGAUCUACACACCAAAUAACAGUGGUGUCACCUUAUUCCUUCAGCAUUGGUGAUACAUCAGAAAUGGAGCCUUACUUACACGGAGGCAUAGCUGUGCAAGUGAAGACUCCCAAGAUGUUUUACUUUGAACGGUUGGAGAAGCAGAUAACAAAUCCAUUAUGCCUUGUUGCAGAUUUUAGCAAGCCUGAGACUCCUUUGCAGAUCCAUGUUGCCAUGCUUGCCUUGAACCACUUCCAGGAGAACUUUGGUCGCAGACCGAACAUUGGAUGCCUUCAGGAUGCUGAGGAAAUGCUGAAAAUAGCCAUGUCUAUAAGUGAAACACUGGAAAAUAAACCUCAGGUAAAUGGUGAUGUGGUAAAAUGGCUGUCUCGGACUGCUCAGGGAUUUCUACCUCCUCUGGCUGCAGCAGUGGGUGGUGUUGCUAGCCAGGAAGUCUUGAAAGCAGUAACGGGAAAAUUUUCUCCAUUGCAGCAGUGGCUAUAUAUAGAUGUGUUAGACAUUGUAACGCCUCUAGAGAAGGUGGGCUCUGAAGAAUUUCUCCCACGGGGAGAUAGGUAUGAUGCCUUGAGGGCCUGUAUUGGAGACUCUCUGUGCCAGAAGCUCCAUGAUUUGAAUGUUUUCUUGGUUGGCUGUGGAGCGAUAGGCUGUGAAAUGCUAAAAAACUUUGCACUUCUUGGUGUUGGUACUGGGCAAGACAAAGGAUUGGUUACAAUUACAGAUCCAGACUUGAUAGAGAAAUCCAAUCUGAACAGGCAGUUUCUUUUUCGACCUCAUCACAUACAGAAACCUAAGAGCUAUACUGCAGCAGAAGCAACUCUGAACAUCAAUCCUUCCAUAAAGAUUGACUCAGAUAUUAAUAAAGUUUGUCCAGCCACUGAGAAUACUUACAGUGAUGAAUUCUAUACCAAGCAAGAUGUGAUUGUAACCGCUUUGGACAAUGUUGAAGCAAGGAGAUACAUUGAUAGUCGUUGUGUAGCAAACCUGCGUCCUCUUAUAGACUCUGGAACUAUGGGAACAAAAGGACACACAGAAGUUAUUGUGCCCCAUCUGACAGAGUCCUAUAAUAGUCACCGGGAUCCACCGGAAGAAGAAAUACCUUUUUGCACCUUGAAGUCUUUCCCAGCUGCCAUUGAGCAUACAAUACAGUGGGCAAGAGAUAAGUUUGAAAGUUCGUUUUCUCACAAGCCUUCUUUGUUUAACAAAUUCUGGCAAACCUAUGCAUCAGCAGAAGAAGUUUUACAGAGAAUAAAAUCAGGAGAGAGCUUAGAAGGCUGUUUUCAUGUUAUUAAAACGCUCAGUAGAAGACCCCGAAGUUGGACUCAAUGUGUAGAACUAGCAAGAGUAAAAUUUGAGAAGUAUUUUAGCCAUAAGGCUCUUCAGCUCCUUCAUUCCUUUCCCCUUGAUACACGAUUAAAAGAUGGAAGUUUGUUUUGGCAAUCACCAAAGAGGCCACCUUUCCCAGUGAAGUUUGAAUUUAAUGAUCCUUUGCACUAUGGUUUCAUUGUGAGUGCAGCAAAACUCUUCGCAACAGUGUACUGUGUUCCUUUCACUGAAAAGGAUUUGUCAGAGGAAACUAUCUUGAGUAUUAUUUCAGCUGUGAAAGUACCAGAGUUUAGACCUUCAAACAAAGUUGUACAGACUGAUGAAACCGCAAGAAAACCAGAUCAUGUUCCAGUCAGCAGUGAGGAUGAAAGAAAUGCUAUUUUCCAGCUGGAGAAGUCUAUACUAUCCAAUGAAGCUCUGGAAGCUGACUUGCAAAUGAAGCCCAUAUCCUUUGAAAAAGAUGAUGAUAGUAAUGGACAUGUAGAUUUCAUAACAGCCGCAUCAAACUUGCGAGCCAAGAUGUACAACAUUGAAGCAGCAGAUCGGUUCAAAACAAAGCGCAUUGCAGGAAAGAUUAUUCCUGCCAUUGCAACAGCUACUGCUGCAGUAUCAGGGCUGGUUGCACUGGAACUCAUCAAAGUUGUGGGUGGCUACCCAGCUGAUGCAUACAAGAACUGUUUUCUGAACCUAGCCAUUCCCAUAAUGGUCUUUACAGAAACUGCUGAAGUAAGAAGAACGGAAAUCAGAAAUGGGAUUUCAUUUACCAUCUGGGACAGGUGGACAAUUCAUGGGAAAGAGGAUUUUACUCUGUUGGACUUCAUAAAUGCUGUCAGAGAGAAAUAUGGAAUUGAACCAACUAUGGUUGUACAAGGAGUCAAAAUGCUGUAUGUUCCUGUGAUGCCAGGCCAUAUUAAAAGAUUAAAGUUCACGAUGCAAAAACUUGUGAAACCAUCAACUGAUAAGAAGUAUGUGGAUUUGACAGUAUCAUUUGCUCCAGAGACUGAUGGAGAAGAAGACUUGCCAGGGCCCCCAGUGAGAUACUACUUUGGUCAGGAAGACAAUUGAUGGUAGAGACACAGAAGUCACUCAUGGACCAUUUGUUCUCAAAGGAGUGUGCUAAUUUUCAGCUAUUAAAGAUGGUACUAUGUAUUUCUUUUUGGUGAAGCCUUAAUUAAAUGGUGAAAAUCAGUGGCUUUGCACUGAAGACAAACUGGA